AUGAAGAUGUUCAUCAAGUCAAUGGAUGAAGAUGCAUGGCGCACAGUUCUGACUGGCUGGAAACGACCUGUUGCCACAGAUGAAAAAGGAAUUCAAACUGAGAAACAUGAAAAAGACUGGAGCAAAACUGAACAGAUUGCCGCAAAUAUGAAUUCCAAAGCAUUGAAUGCCAUAUUCAAUGGAAUUGAUAUCAAUCAAUUCAAAAUCAUCUCAGCGUGUGAGUGUGCCAAGGAAGCAUGGGAAAAACUUCAAACAGCCUAUGAGGGGACUACCUCUGUUAGAUUAUCAAAACUUCAGAUGCUUGCUACUCGUUUUGAGGAUCUUCGGAUGGAGGAAACUGAAACCGUGAGCGAUUUCAACUCCAAAUUAUGCGACAUCGCAAAUGAAGCCCAUGGCCUCGGUGAAACUUACCCUGAAGUAAAACUUGUUCGUAAAGUGCUGAGAUCUAUGCCAGACCGGUUCGCAUAUAAGGUCACUGCUAUAGAGGAAGCAAGUGAUGUGGACUCAUUGCGGCUUGAAGAUCUGAUCGGAAAUCUACAGACCUUUGAAAACAAGCUGAACAUCAGUAGAAUGGAUAAAGAGAGAAAAAUCGCUUUACAAACUGUGUCUGUUGUGACACCAUCCGUGCCCUCAGCUCCCAUGACAGCACUCGAAGUCAAGCUUACAAAAUCCAUGUCUCUAAUAGCCAAAAACUUCGGAGAACUCGUGAAAAUGAAUGGACAUCCCAGAAGUCCUACAAACAAGCGAGAAGUUAGGAAGGGGAUUCGAUGUAGAGAAUGUCGUGGCUAUGGUCAUAUUCAAUCUGAAUGUGCAAACACUCAGAAGAAGCAAGGAAAAUCACUUGCUACAACCUGGAGUGACGAUAACUUUGAAUCUGAUGAUGAAAGUGAAGCAAGUGAUGCUGAAACUAGUAUUGACUUCUGUGGUACAUGCAGGGUUACUGACGUGACACAAGAUGUUGUCACAUGCACUGAACCACCACACCUCAGGUAUGCUACUCGUAAUCUCGUGAAUCAUAGAAAUUUAAACACAAUUUUUUUGCCCACAGGAGAAGAAGAUUCAGAGGAUGAUGAAGAAUGCUCCAUUGAGAUGAUUCAACAGCAACUGAAUGAUCUUCUAAAGCAAUGUCAUGAGGUUAGUGAUGAAAACAAGCGUUUGAAUGAGAAAGUAAAGGAACUGGAAGAGGAGAAUGAAGCAGUUAAAGUCAACCUGAAGGCCAAAAUCGAUGAGCUUGAGUUGGAAAAUGAGGCACUGGAGGUAAAACAUGAUUUUGCUUUGAAAGAUAUUGACAAUCUAAAAGAAUUGUUGAGACAUUUGCGAAACAACGAUUGCAAUAAGACAAGGCAGAUCAAGAAAAAUCCUCCUUCAAUGAAAACUGCUGAACCCUGCCUCAACCUGAAGUGUGACAACUCCCCUGUCGCAACAGCGUUAGAGGCGUCAGUCAGUAAGUUAAAUCGCACUACGAUUCUUCCUUCAAAAAGGUUAGAUGAAAUUUUAAAUGCUCAUCCCUCAAAUCCUGAUAAACUUGGUCUUGGCUAUAUUGGGAGUGUACCUAAUUACUUGAAGAACCUGCAUAAUGUGUCUGGUGGACAAGUUACUCUUGGUGAUGGAAACAAGGCCUUUGUGAAAGGAGAAGAGGGUUUGAAAUCAAACCUACUCAGCGUAAGUCAGCUAUGUGAUCUAUACGACUCAGUGUUGUUCACCAAGCGUAAGUGUGAAGUGUUUGAUCGAAACCACAGGUGUGUUCUAUCUGGUUAUAGAUCCUCUGAUAAUUGUUAUAAAAUUGAUCAAACUGACCAAGUUGAACAGUGUCCCCUCACCACCUCUGAUAUCACAGAUAUGUGCUGUCAUCGACUGGGGAAUUUGAAUUUUCAGGAUCUAACACGAAAUAUUAAUGCAGGUUGUGUGAAAGGUGUUCCCCAACUAAACUCCAAUACACCAGAUUUAUGUGGCAAAUUUCUAAUGGAGAAACAAACUGAGAGUAUUGGAAGAGAAAUACCAGAAGACAAAAUCACAGAAGUAUCAGUACCGACAUCUUAUGUCACAACUGAAGAUGUUACCCCUGGUAAAGAAGGUAUGAAAACUUGUAAUAAGCCCAAGGUUGACUACCAGGAAAUGGUCAGGUAUGUCUAUCUCACUUCCACUGUUGAACCAAAAAACAUCAAAGAAGCAAUUCUUGAUGAAUUUUGGGUGUUAGCCAAGCUUGAGGAACUUGAGCAGUUUUCUCGAAAUGACAUGUGGGAACUGGUUCUGAGCAAUGACAAGGUAAAGCAACUAGAGGAUGAGGUAUUUAUCUCACAGAGCAAAUAUGCCAAGAACGUGGUAAGUAAAUUUGGGUUGCAAAAGGCAAAGCCUUUAACAACACCAAUGACCUCAAUUGAGAAGUUGGGACGAGAUUGUGAUGGCACAGACGAUGAUUCCACACUAUACAGGAGCUUGAUAGGAAGUUUGUUUUAUCUUUCUGCUAACAGAUAUGAUAUUCGUUUCAGGGUAGGUAUUUGUGCUAGGUACCAAGCAAGCCCUAAAGAGAGUCAUUUGAGUGCUGUAAAGCGCAUUAUCCGAUAUGUUAGUGGAACACCCGAAUUGAGAAAAUGGUAUUCAAAAGAUACUAACAAUUGUCUUGCAGGGAACAGUGAUGCUGACUGGACAGGAAAUGUGGAUGACAGAAAAAACAUCACAGGAGGUUGUUUCUACAUGGUUAGCCAUGAUAGAAGUGUGCUGCCCCCUCUAUCGGGAGUGAUCAAUGUCUAUGACUUCAUUCAUCUCAAAGAUCAUACCUCUAUUGGGAGAAUUAUGCUACCGCAUAUGCAUCUCUGA
Erythranthe guttata (spotted monkey flower) is the source of this 2817-nucleotide messenger RNA. Lineage: Eukaryota; Viridiplantae; Streptophyta; Magnoliopsida; Lamiales; Phrymaceae. The record is from RefSeq and is a predicted model, not a curated record.